Messenger RNA from Drosophila albomicans, 2778 nucleotides. It is a transcript of the gene rngo, whose product is annotated as protein DDI1 homolog 2. Gene Ontology annotation, biological process: proteolysis. The coding region runs from base 467 to 1966 and encodes 499 amino acids. The record is from RefSeq and is a predicted model, not a curated record. Gene Ontology annotation, molecular function: protein binding; aspartic-type endopeptidase activity. The transcript has 4 exons. Lineage: Eukaryota; Metazoa; Arthropoda; Insecta; Diptera; Drosophilidae.
GUUUUACGGCACAAUUUUGAUUAGAACAUAACUGUAUUUGGCCGUUAAAAUGCGCUGCAGCUAGAAGUUUGGAAUGAUAUAUUUGUCGACUUUAAAUAGUAUAUUCUGUCAAUUUCAAUUGCGGUCACACUGCUAGCGGCAGCGGCGUUUUCGGUGGGUCAAAACAACAAAGCAUAGGGAAACAAAAAAAACGAAGAAAAAAGAAACAACAAAGAAAACGCAAAAAGAAAAGAAAACGGCAACGGCGACGACGACGGCGAAGAACGUGAGGCAAACAACGAAAUUCAAACGCAUUUAUUAUUUUGCGCUGUACUGAUACGCAGCACAUACUCUACUAUUUGCUCAGGGAUCCAUAUUUAAAGACACACAACUGUGUUCAAAAUAAGCAAAAACAACACAACACACAGGAAAACAUACAUAGAACAUAUAUAAACAAAACGCCGCCGCCAGCAAAAACGCCACCGCGAUGAAAAUCACUGUGACCACCACCGAUGAUAAGAUAUUCUUUCUCGAUGUCGCCGAGGAUUUGGAGCUGGAAAAUCUAAAGGCCUUGUGUGCGAUGGAAAUUGGCGCAGAGGUCAGUCAAAUCAUGUUGCUAUUCAACGGUCGCGAAUUAAACAACGAUAAGCAGUCGUUGCAACAGUUUGGAGUCCGAGAUGGCGAUUGCGUUGUGUUAGAGCGACGCCGGAUCAAUCAGCAUAAUCCUAAUCCCAAUCGUACAGCUGCAACGAAUGCAACGAUUCCAUCGAUUAGCAAUUUGGACUUUAGCGGCAUCGCGGUGCCGGGCUCGAGCGGCACGGGCAACAGUCCGCCGACACAGACAGCAUCGGCAGGCAGCGGCAUCGGCAUUGGCAGCAACAGUUUGCGACAGCAGCUGGAGCAGCACUUGCAGCAACAGCAGCUGACGGACAUCCCCAUGACAGAUGACUUCAAUGUGAACCUCGACGAUGAUCCGGCAACGGUGCGCGAAGUGUUUCUCUCGAAUCCGGAAGCAUUGUCGCUGCUGCGACAGUACAAUACACCGCUGGCCGAAGCCUUGGAUUCGGGUGAUCUGGAGACAUUCAAGCGUGUGCUGCGCGAGAAUAUCACGGAGCGAAAGCGUCGCAAUGAUCAGCGUAUGCGUAUGCUGAAUGCGGAUCCGUUCGAUGAGGAGACACAGCGUCUCAUUGCCGAGGAGAUCAAGCAGAAGAACAUUCAGGACAACAUGGCCGCUGCCAUCGAAUACAAUCCCGAAAUCUUUGGCACAGUUACCAUGCUUUACAUCAACUGCAAGGUGAACGGUGUGCCCGUCAAGGCGUUCGUUGACUCCGGCGCCCAGACGACAAUCAUGAGCAAGGAUUGCGCUGAACGCUGUCAUGUGAAUCGCUUGAUCGACACACGCUGGAACGGUGUCGCUAAGGGCGUCGGUACACAGCCGAUUUUGGGACGCAUUCACAUGGUGCAGCUGCAGAUCGAGAACGAUCAUCUGACCUCCAGUUUCACGGUGCUGGGCCAACAGCCUAUGGACAUGUUGUUGGGCCUCGACAUGCUCAAGCGGCAUCAGUGCCUUAUCGACUUGCAGCGCAAUCUAUUGAUCAUUGGCACCACGGGCACCUCAACGCCGUUUCUGCCGGAGAGCGAGCUUCCGCCCUGCGCCCGCCUCACUGGCAAUCCGGAGGACAACGAGCAACAGGCCAUUGCCGAGGCCAUCGAGCAGAGCAAGCGAGAAAGUGGCGGCGCAGCAGGAGCAAGCACAAGUCAAGCGAGCGGCAGCAGUGGAAGUACGACGGGUUUCAAUGCCAGCAACAUUAAUUCGAUACAACCGCUGGAUCGUUUCACGGAGCAGGAUGUGAGUGAUCUGAUGGCAUUGGGUUUUCCGCGUAGCGAUGUUCUCACGGUGCUGAGAUUGUGCAAUGGGAACAAGGCGAUUGCUAGCUCGAUGCUGGUUAGCCGCAAUGCUGCUGCCGGUGGCGCUGGAUUCAGCUGAACGCUGCUCUGGCCAGCAGCUGCUGCUCCAACAACAACCACAACAAAAACAACAACAAGACCACCUCCUUCUGCUUCUCCUACAAUGCUCUGGGAUCAAUCAAAACCAUUUUGCAAUACAACAACACAAGAAACUCAUCAAUAACAAUAUCGAUGUCGUUGCCGAUUCCGAUUCCGAUGUGUUUAACAAACAAAUCAAAACGAAAAAAAAACUAAAAAAAAAAAAAACAACAAAAUUGAGGUGCAAAAAAUCAUUUUUAAUUUAGAAAAAUUUUUUGUAAACUAAACGAAUUCUUUUUUAAAUGCCUUCUCCCUUGAUUUUGUUUUCGUUUAAUUGUACAAUAGUUAAUUAAUGCUAUGCGCAAGAGAUCCCAAAGAAACCCCAUAAAAAAAACAAUCGAAGCAAAUCAGGCCCUCAAAUUUCUUUUUUAAUUAAUGACAUGAACGUAAUUGAUCUUUUUUCUAGCCUUAAAUUGUUCUUAACGAAAUCCGAUUUAGAAUUUUUGUGUGUGAAAUGGAAAAACGACGAAAACACUGCAAUAAAAACCGUCUAUGGUUGAAUAGCCGCUUUGCAACGAAUUACGAACCAUCAUCGUAUAAUGCCAGAAGACAUUAUAAAACACAACAUAAUAUAUACAACACACACACACACACAUACACAACAUAAUAUAUACACACAGCUACACUAAUUAUACACGUUUUGGUAUAUAAUAAUUAUACAAUUUGAACUAGUAUUAAGCAUAAAAACAAAACCUAUGUAAUGUAUGUACGAAGUGAAAUGGUUAAAUAAAACGAGACUUGUUUUGGAUUGGA